Molecule: messenger RNA, 1096 nt
Organism: Ascoidea rubescens DSM 1968
Lineage: Eukaryota; Fungi; Ascomycota; Saccharomycetes; Ascoideales; Ascoideaceae
Product: MICOS complex subunit MIC26/MIC27
Exons: 2
Coding region: 159-911 (250 amino acids)
Biological process (GO): cristae formation
Cellular component (GO): MICOS complex; mitochondrial crista junction
Source: RefSeq, a predicted model, not a curated record
GUGUGGCAGCCAAUGAAAUAGACGGAAAAGAAGGCGUGAUGAGAGAAAGUAGAGCAGUUGAAAGAGGAAGAGAAGAGGAAGAGAAGAGGAAGAGAAAAUUGAGAAUCAAAGUAUAAAUAAAUCAGAGAACGAAUUGAAGAAAAGUAAACAGAACCGAGAUGAGUUCGAUAAGAUUUGUUGGAAAAAGAUUGAUUCCAAUUGGAAUUGGGAGUUUAUUGAGUUAUUCAGUUGUUAGUAAUAACAAGAGAGGGAUAGUUUAUUGCGAUAGCAAACGAGAGUUUUACAAAGAUGAUGAAGAUAUUAAGAGGAACAUCAAUUUUAAAGAUAUUAACAAAAGUGGGAUAAAAUAUGGAAACCGCAAAGAGGAAAGUAAGGAGGUGGAUGAAAACAGUAAGAUAAUUGAUGGAAUGAGCAUUCGAAGCUAUCAAAUACUUGAAAAGAUAUCGUUGAGCAGCAGAAAAUAUUUGAUCAAUUUUUUUGAUUAUUACUAUGCAGAAUAUUUGACAGGCAAAUCGUCGAUGAAGAACGAGAUCAAGAAUUUACAAGAAGGAAUCAAGGGUAUUGUUGUUGAGCCAGUGUUGCCCAACUUUAUCUAUAUAUUAACUGGAGCAUUGGGUGGAUCGAUAGCUGUCAACCGAAGAAGCUUGCCCAUUCGAUUUUUGACGCCAUUUUUUGUUGGAUUGGUGUUGUUCAAGAAGAUGAUGCCGGAGAGUUUUGAGAACAGUUCGAGAUUUGUGAUUGGUUUGGAGAAGAAAUACCAACCCGAAGUGUACGAGAAACGGGAAGAGAUUAUCCAGAAGAUUGGAGAGGAAAAGCGAGAAGCUGAAAGAUACAUUGAAAAUAAAAAUGUGGAAUUGCAAAGGGAAAUCCACAAAGCUCGAAAAUACAUCAGCGAUGUAUUUGAUUUUUAGACACAGGAAAUAUAUCUUUUGAGAUUCGUGAUCCUUGAAGAUAGCGAGAUAAAGUAUCUUUGAAUCAAGGAUCCUGCUUACUCACUGCUAUGACUAAAAGCAAAUAAGAUUCGAAAGCUAAGAUUCGAUAACUAGGACUCAAUAACUAAGAUUCCAACACAGUUGCCCAAACUAGUCACAUCGGC